AUGAGAAAGAUUGCAGCAGUUAUUGGAAGUUCAGGAAUUGGCAAAUCAAAACUAGCAGUUGAGCUAUGUAAAGCAUUAAAUGGACAAGUCAUCAACGCUGAUGCUUUACAAGUGUAUAAAGGUCUUGAUAUUAUAACCAACAAAAUGCCAGUGAAUGAGAGAGAAGGUAUUAAACACCAUCUCAUGGACUUUUUGAAUCCUGAAGAAGAGUACAGCGUGACGGAGUUCUUGAAGGACUGUUCACAAAAAAUUGAAUCCAUAUCAGAACAGAGUCAAUUACCAGUAGUUGUAGGCGGAACAAACUAUUACAUUCAAUCGUUGAUAUGGAACAACACAUUAAUCGGCCAAAGAGAGAGUAGCCCUGCAUUGGACGAUUUUCCUGAAUUAGACAAAUUGGAGACAAGUGAACUGUAUGAACGUCUGUCCAAAGUUGACCCUGUUAUGGCUAAUAAAUGGCAUCCUUCCGACAGACGAAAGAUAUUGAGGAGCCUAAAGAUCUAUCAUCAAACAGGGCAGCCACAGAGCGAAAUUAUCAAAUUACAAAAAGAACAAAAUGAGACAGAAGGUUUGCAGCCUAGAUAUCGAUCACUUAUCUUUUGGAUCUAUGCAGAGCCUUCCAAGUUAAAUCCACGUUUGGAUGAACGAGUAGAUCAGAUGAUAGAAACAGGGUUGUUUGACGAAAUUAAAGAUCUAAGGAACAGGGUGAUACAGGGAUCAAUUAAAGCUCCCGGACAAAAUGAAGAAAAAUAUCAGCGUGGAUUGUGGCAAGCCAUUGGGUAUAAAGAAUUCGACCCUUACUUCAAUGCUUUGGAAGAAGGAAAAGAAGAAUCAGAAAUAGUAAAGAUUAAAGAUGAAUGUACAGAGAGAAUGAAGGCUGCAACAAGAAGAUACGCCAAGCGUCAAAUUCAGUGGAUCCGUAAUAAGCUUUUACCUACCGUGAUGAAUUCUAAAGGGGACGAUGUACUCGUUUAUCUACUUGAUGCUAAUGAUUUGAGCAACUGGAGUGUCAAUGUAAAGGACAAAGCUAUAACAGUGGCAAAAGCCUUUCAAGAAGACUUGCCUCUGCCGUCAGCUACAAGCCUAAGCGUAACUGCAGAAGCAAUGCUAACGCCAUCUGAAGAUGCCCAAGACACACAAUCAAGGGUUUUGAAUUGGAAAAAGUAUGUAUGUGAUAUAUGUAAGACAGACAAAGGAGAACCAUUGCAAUUAAAUGGGGAUAAAGAGUGGGAGCAGCAUAAGAAGAGUAGAUUUCAUAGAAAAUAUGUAAAACACCUCAAGGUGGAAGCUAUGCGUAAAGCUUAUUUAGAAUCAAAAAAGCAAUCAUCAUAA
Molecule: messenger RNA, 1329 nt
Organism: Rhizopus microsporus ATCC 52813
Lineage: Eukaryota; Fungi; Mucoromycota; Mucoromycetes; Mucorales; Rhizopodaceae
Product: putative tRNA isopentenyltransferase
Exons: 6
Coding region: 1-1329 (442 amino acids)
Biological process (GO): tRNA modification
Cellular component (GO): mitochondrion
Molecular function (GO): tRNA dimethylallyltransferase activity; ATP binding
Source: RefSeq, a predicted model, not a curated record